UCUCUUAUCUCGUGGAAGGCUGGAUAAAAAUAUUAGAUAUUAACGUAGGGAAAUCUUACAGAUAUUUAAAAUUAUGGGUCUAUCAAAUAUUGUUUUAACAGUUUUUCCAUUGGCUGUGGGAAUAUUUGGAUUUUAUCUUUGGAGAAGAGAGACAUUAAAGAGAGCAGGGAAAGGAAAGGCAACAAAUGACGAGGAUGGAGAAACGCCAACUAAAGAUCCACCAUCCAACAUUGAUGAACCAGUAACAAAUGUAAAAUCUUCCAAACCACCUCAAGUUCUACCAGUAGAUCAGAACACAGAGAUUAAAACUUUAGAGCAUGAGACCAGUCAGACUGUCCUAUAUGAAAGAAACGUAUCUAAUUUUGAGCAAGGGAGAAGACAGACUGUCCUAUAUAAAAGAAAUAAAACAAAGAAGGGAUCUUCUGUCAAUCAGAAUAAUGAUCCAGGUGAUUUAGAGGUGGAUACACCACUAAGCAUGGAUGCUGAUCUCAUUCCAUCAACACCUCCCAUGCACUCUAAAAUGGUUACACAAUCCAACUGUGGUUAUCAAGAGAUCCCUGCUGAAACACAUGAUGCCCUCAUUCUGUAUGCUGAGAAAGAUGCCCCUUUAGCAGAACAACUACAGAAAGAUCUUGUGGCUAAUGUGAAUCUCCCUAAUCUCAAUGUUAUACUGUAUGAAGAAUUUGCUCCAGAAGUUCAGUCCCACUUUGGGACGAUGACAGUUUUAUUUCAAAGAUGUAGAUAUCUACUUGUGCUGGUUACAAAAAACUUUACAGAGGCAAGUUUUAGUAGAUUUCAACAUGAGAUUGCACUAAAGGACUCCAUUGAAAACCCAGAAAAGAAUGAAAGAGUGAUUCCUGUAUGGGGAGAGAUAGGAGCAAAAGACAUUGUGGUGGAACUUUCUGUUUUCAAAGGCAUUGACUAUUCAUUAUCAUUGCAAAAGGAUGAUAGGUCAAGAGUCUUUAUCCAGUUUGAAAAAGCAUUCGAGUAUGGCAGGAAAAAAAUUAAAAUGUUCUAAAACAGCAGUAACCAGUAUUUGUUGAGGAUUUCUGUGAUAUUCUGGAUUUUUGUACCAAUAUCUGUAAAGUCCCAUAUCAAAAUGAGGGUUCUAUGCAAUCAAUGUCUGCCUUUUUGUCUAGAUAUACACAAAGUGUGAAGCAAUAUCACAACCUGACAACUUCAUAUUCAUUAGAUACACUGUUGUGUACAUGGAGAAGUUAAAAUCUUUUAAAAAGAUUCUUGCAGAUGCCGCAUCAAUUGUUCAGAAAUGAAGCUGAUGCUUUCUACACAGAGAAAUUUCUGUCAUAUUAAAAAAAAAUAUUUAUGGUAUUGAAGUAAUUGAAAAUUCAUAAGCACAAGGUGAUGUUGAUUAUUGUGGAUAUUGCUGAGCAAUAAUAUUUUUUACAUUGCAUGACAGAGUUCAACUGCGUGGAAUUACAACUGUUCUAUUUUUUUGAAUACAUUAAAUGUAAUUUUAUGUUCAUAAUUUUAAU
This is a messenger RNA of Saccostrea echinata, 1493 nucleotides long. RefSeq lists its product as uncharacterized. Gene Ontology annotation, biological process: signal transduction. The transcript has 3 exons. NCBI's taxonomy places the organism in Eukaryota, Metazoa, Mollusca, Bivalvia, Ostreida, Ostreidae. The record is from RefSeq and is a predicted model, not a curated record. The coding region runs from base 74 to 1018 and encodes 314 amino acids.